UCCAUCCAUCCGUCCAGUUUUCAGUUUUCACACUCUCCUGGCUAGCUAGCUAGCUCCUCUCCAUCCUCUACAGCGGCUGCGAGACAAACUGAGCCUUUUCCUGCUCGCCCCAUCGCCCAAUCCGUCUCUACUCUACAGUUGUAUACGCGAUUAGAUGGGGCGCGCGCCGUGCUGCGACAGGACCGGGCUGAAGAAGGGGCCGUGGACGCAGGAGGAGGACGAGAAGCUCGUCGCCUACAUCAAGAAGCACGGCCAGGGCAACUGGCGCACCCUCCCCAGGAAUGCCGACCUUGAGCGGUGCGGGAAGAGCUGCCGGCUGCGGUGGACCAACUACCUCCGGCCGGACAUCAAGCGCGGCCGCUUCUCCUUCGAGGAGGAGGAGACCAUCAUCCAGCUACACAGCAUCCUCGGCAACAAGUGGUCAGCCAUUGCGGCGAGGCUGCCCGGACGGACGGACAACGAGAUCAAGAACUACUGGAACACGCACAUCCGCAAGCGCCUCCUCCGCAUGGGCAUCGACCCCGUCACCCACGCGCCGCGCCUCGACCUCCUCGACCUCUCCUCGCUCCUCAAGCCCGCCGCCUACUACCCCACACAGGCCGACCUCGACACGCUCCGCGCCCUCGAGCCGCUCGCCAACUACCCGGACCUCCUCCGCCUCGCCUCCACCCUCCUCGCAGCCCCGACCACAACCUCCUCGCAGCCCACGACCGAACAGCAGAUGCUCCUCCCUUGGCUGAUCCAGGCGCAGAUGGCGCAGCAGGUAUCUCAGGCGCCGCCUCAACAUGCCACGGCCGCAGACAUGUUCUUGCAGCCCAGCUCGGCGUGCCAAAUGCCGGGUCUGGUUCACGCGAACCCCGCGCAGCAACUACACCAGGAUCACAUGGUGCCCUCUGACUACGGGCAGCUCCCGGGCUACGACAACCAGCUCGAGCUCGACUACGUGCCGGCGCUGAUGCAGAUGGCGUCAGACACGUCGAACCUGCAGUGGAGCAGCCCGGUCACAAGUAGCAACAACAACAACAACUGCAACGUCGGCUCCGGCGUAUCCACGCCGUCAUCGAGCCCCGCGGGGCGUGUGAACUCGGCUUCACCGACAACCUUCUGCGCCAACGCGAGCAACAUCGACGCCUUCAGCGCCGACGCCGCCGGGCUGUUCGACAUGCACCUGUCCGAUCUCCUGGAUGUGAGCGACUACAUGUAAUGAAAAAUACAAGUACGGGUUCCACCUGCAUCUGCAUGCAUGUGGAAGCUAGGUCGAACAGUUCAUCACGUACCGACCGACAGGGGGCAAAACAUGCAUACGAUGAUGAUCUCGAACGAGAGCCGUUUUUGUACAGGAUUGUACCAUUUUUAUCCAGUUCAUGGUCACUGGUUACUGUUAGAAACUUCACUUCUGUUUUUCCUGUUAUUCUUAUUUCGAUCUUCAAUUCAUUGGUGUGUGUGGUGCAUGUCAGUGUGGGGAAUCAUGGCAAAGGUGGCUUCAUAUGAUUGGUGGAGGCGGCUGCUAUCCCUCUCACUUGCAUCAUAUGCUUUGUCUCCAGUGAAG
Messenger RNA from Triticum aestivum (bread wheat), 1549 nucleotides. RefSeq names its product transcription factor MYB41. The record is from RefSeq and is a predicted model, not a curated record. Lineage: Eukaryota; Viridiplantae; Streptophyta; Magnoliopsida; Poales; Poaceae. The transcript is spliced from 3 exons. The coding region runs from base 155 to 1204 and encodes 349 amino acids.